This is a messenger RNA of Salvia splendens (bonfire salvia), 1261 nucleotides long. RefSeq lists its product as uncharacterized. NCBI's taxonomy places the organism in Eukaryota, Viridiplantae, Streptophyta, Magnoliopsida, Lamiales, Lamiaceae. The transcript is spliced from 7 exons. Bases 327 to 1019 code for a protein of 230 amino acids. The record is from RefSeq and is a predicted model, not a curated record.
CGCGCAUCUCUUCUCUUUGCUUGAAAUACCACCAGAAUCGUAAUUUCAAGCCCGGAGCCUAACCCGCCCCAGCCCCAGCCCCAUUAAUUCAUGACGGCAGAACAUAGACGGUAAUUCACGCUUUUCUCUUCCACCCAACCCCCGAUCGCCUCUAAACCCCCCACUUGGCCACAGCGCUGUCUCCGCCUGCCAUCGACUGGUGAUUCUUUCGCAGUCUUCAGCUCUCGAUAUAUUUCUAUAGCCCAAAGCCAGGGGAUUCUAUUGUAAAAGAGCCAUCUGCUGGUUUCUACUUUUACGCAUAAUUUUGAAGGAUCACUUGCAAACUAAUGGAGUCAGCAGAGGUGAUGGGUGCCCAGAAAGAUAAGGUUCGGGUAAAGAGGAAAACCUUGGAAGCAGUACUGCAACAAUGCCAUUGGGCCCUCCAGCAGCUUGCAUCUGGAUGUGAUGAUGACGAUAACAGUGAUGAUAAUGUUGAUUGUGAACAAGAGGUUCCCCAAGACUCUGCGGAAACAUCUGCUCCCACCAAUUAUGAUACCGACACAACUGAGUUAUAUGGCCUCUUGAAAUCCGGAGUUGAAUGUGCUGAUUUCAUCAAGAAACUAGAAAAUGCCAAGGCAUCUCUUCCAGGAAACAUGGCUGAGGAACACAGUUCCUGGGACAUGGUCAGUGAAAAUGACCUUUGGGAUGGUGAAAAUGUUGAUUUGGACUCAGAAGACUAUGUUUUAGUCGGUCAAGAAGAUAUAAUGGAUGGUAUAGCAUCAUUCAUGGCUGCAUACCUGUUAUCCCUUAAGCAAACUAAGGAUUUGUCACCCAACCAACUCCAAGCAGCUUUGAGCAAGACUUUCUCUUUAAAGAAGAAGAAGGGUAAGCUUCGGAAGGCAUGGGAUGGAAGCAAAGUGAUCUAUAAUGUAGCAUCAUGGGGAGCUACUGCCAUUGGAAUUUAUCAAAACCCAGCCCUCUUUAGGGUUGCCUCCACCGCAUUCUGGAGUUCAUGUCAUGUUAUCUCAAAGCUCUUCUGAGCUGCAUCAGUGACUCGCUUGUACAGUAUGUUAUCUCAAAGCUCUUCUGAGCUGCAUCAGUGACUCGCUCGCACGAUACGAUGAUUGCAUUAGACUAUUGCAACAGGUGUUAUCGAGGCCAAAUUGUGUGCAGUUUGCUACUUGUGUGACCUGUUCGUGCCCCACAGCUUUUUAAUCAUGUAAAUAUCUAUGCGAUCUGUACAUGUUUCUUCAGCUAGUUGAAAUUGUUUUAUUGGGUUUAA